This is a messenger RNA of Spodoptera exigua (beet armyworm), 1337 nucleotides long. The record is from the annotation of a GenBank genome assembly. Lineage: Eukaryota; Metazoa; Arthropoda; Insecta; Lepidoptera; Noctuidae.
UCAUGUAAUUACUUAUGACUACAUAAUAAAUGAUUAUUUAUUAGACGAUAAGAAAGGGAGGUAGUGAGGUCUUAAAGACUCUAUUCCAAAACAAAUGUAAGGAGCGGCUCUUUAAAAAAAUACUCAAUGUCAUAGAGGUCAUUCGAGUUGGUUUGUUUUCUUUGUUACAAAAUUGAUUAUACAUAAGUGCAGUCUUGUGAUUGGUCAAGUAGAUAGGAAGAAUAAAAGGAACGCACUUCUAUCCGGUUUCCCGCUGGCGGUGAAGAUUUAAUUCGUAUUUAUUCAUAUUAUAAAACUCCUUCAAAAUGGGUCGUAAAUUUGUGGUUGGUGGCAACUGGAAGAUGAAUGGAGACAAGAAACAAGUCACCGAAAUUGUCGAGACACUUAAAAAGGGCCCCUUGGACCCUAAUGUGGAGGUUGUAAUAGGUGUCCCUGCCAUCUAUCUGGAGUAUGUCCAAAGUAUUGUUCCCAACACAAUCAACGUUGCAGCACAAAACUGUUGGAAGGCACCAAAGGGAGCUUUCACUGGUGAAAUCUCCCCUGCUAUGAUUAAGGACAUCGGAGCUAACUGGGUGAUCCUUGGUCACUCUGAACGUAGGACCAUUUUUGGUGAGAAAGAUGAUCUUGUCGCAGAGAAAGUUGCACAUGCCCUUGAAUCUGGACUCAAGGUUAUUGCUUGCAUUGGAGAGACUCUUGAGGAAAGAGAGGCUGGAAAAACUGAAGAAGUAGUGUUCAGGCAGACUAAAGCCCUUUUACCAGCUAUCGGCAGCAACUGGGACAAGGUUGUACUAGCCUAUGAGCCUGUCUGGGCAAUUGGUACUGGCAAAACUGCCUCCCCACAGCAGGCUCAGGAUGUGCAUGCUUCACUCCGUAACUGGUUGUCAGCCAAUGCUUCUGCUGACGUUGCCAGCUCUGUGCGUAUUCAGUAUGGUGGAUCUGUGACUGCUGCCAAUGCUAAGGAGCUGGCUGCCUGCCCCGACAUUGACGGUUUUCUCGUCGGAGGAGCCAGUCUCAAACCAGAGUUCGUUGACAUCGUCAAUGCCACCCAGUAAAACAUUAGUCUGCUAGUGCAAACAUAUAUUUACUUUUUAUAAUAAUUUUGUUGUAAGGUUAAUUUAUAAAUUUAGAAACAAAUCAUGGAAAUAAAAAUAAGUGUUAACUUUUUAUUUGCUUUGGCGAAUGUUAUUGAGAUUUAUUAAAAUACAGUUACCUACUAAAAGGUUACACUAUAUUACAUUGUUUAAAAAGUUAUCAAUCUUUGUAAAAUUGCUUUUACUUCAUGUUAUACAAAAGUUGAUUUUUCCUAAAAAAACAAAAUAUAUUAUCACUUGAAAAUA